This is a messenger RNA of Tetrahymena thermophila SB210, 3441 nucleotides long. RefSeq lists its product as hypothetical. The transcript is spliced from 2 exons. Lineage: Eukaryota; Ciliophora; Oligohymenophorea; Hymenostomatida; Tetrahymenidae. The record is from RefSeq and is a predicted model, not a curated record.
AUGGAUACAAUUAGUACAAUCUUCAAUAAUUAUCACAAAGAUUAUCCAGAAACAUUAAUGUUGAUAUUAAAUUAAAUGAAACAUAAUCAAGGAAAUACUAUCUUAUGGAAAAAGUAAUUUAAUUUUGAUCCUCAAUCAUUAGGUUUUGAAUAACAUCACAUCAGCAAUUAUCUAAAAACUAUUAUUUUUUUUUCUAAUUUCAAUUAAGAAUAUUAUGUUAAAUAAAUUUAUGAUAAUGUUUGUCUCUAAUUCAAUUAAUAAAAUUUUAAUAUUCUCCAGAAUGAAUAAACUAGUGGAAACACCGGCCUUUAAACUAUUUACAAUCUUUAUUAUCAACAGAUAAAACAAGUUGGAAACAAUAUCCUUAAUUAUUUUUCAGAAGAUAAUGAUCAUGGCAAAUUAGAAAAGUAUCUUAAAAAAUUAGAGGGAUUUGGUAUUUACUAAAAAUAAGAAAAAUUUGAUAGGUAAGAAGAAAUUAAGGAAAUAUUGGGAAAUGAUUAUGAUUUACUAAAACAAUACAAUCCGAACAACAUAAUCAGAAAUUUACAAAUCACAAAAGAAAAAAAUCCGAUUAUUUUUGGUCUUAUGAAACUUUAUUUCGAAAAUUUAAUAAAAUAAUUUACUGAAUAAUAAGAUAAUUAAUACAAUGAUAUUCUCGGCCAGUAUUAAAAAGUUGUUUUUCAAAAAUAAAAUUAUUCUCCAAUUCCCUCUAAUAAUUUGGGAAUAGAUAAUUGGAAAAUUAGUUUUGAUUAUUUUUGUGAUGAUGAUAAGUCAUUGGUUAAUAAAAUUAAAUUCUUUUGUUUUGAUGCACUUGAUAAAAUAAAAAAUUAAGAAAAGAAAUUAAUAGUUAGUUGUUAAUCUUGUAAUGUUUGUAUUGUGAUUGAUGUUGUAAAAAAGAAUAAUAAAUUUUUCUUUUAAUUACCAGAUAAAAAAAAUAAAGAAAAAAAGAUAUUUUAGGUUAAUAUCGAUUAAUUGGGUGUGGAAGAUACAAUUGAUAAUUUUUUAUUAAUUGUUAAUUACAUUCAAAUAGAAAUAAAUUAUUUUUGUCAUUAAGAUAAGAUUCAACUCAGAAAUAAAAACGAUAUUUUUGGUAAAAUAGAGAUUGAAUUAUUACAAGAAUUACAAUCUGAAUUGCGAACUAUUUCAGGUGAAUUGUUAUUAGGUUAAGAAUAUCUUUAAAUAAAAAUUUUUGAUAAAAUUUAUGAUAUUGUGAUGUUAGAUGGAAAACCAUAUCACAAAGGUUAAUUAUUAUUGGACAUUUACUAUGAAGUUACAAGAGAUUAUUUACAUGAAAGUAUUGUGAGAUAUUACAAUAAAAAUAAGGAAAGUUUAACCAAUGAAGAUCUGAAAAAUAUUGAAAAACUCACAGAAAAGAAAAUAUUUUUAUUUAAAAUUAAUGAUGAGAUGAUACAUUUUGAUUAUUAAAAAUAUUUGACAUAAUUUCCCGAACUCAAAAUACAAAAAUUAAAUUAAUUCCAAAGUAAAAUGGAAAGAUUAGAAUCAAUAGUUAAAAUAGACAAAGAAUCAAUUAAAAAUAAUUUUAUGUUAAAUUUAAAAUUAAAUUCCAUCUAAAAAAAAUUUGAUAUUUUGACCAAUAAUUAAAUUCAUAAAAUUGUAGAAGACAUUCAAUUUAUCAAUAUUUAUUUUUAUGAAAUUUCGGGUGAAACAAGAAAUUUAAUGGUAAAUCGUCUUCUCAAUCUUUAAAGUAAUGAGAUUAUUUGUUUUAGUUAAUUUUUUAAAUCAACUAAUUUAACUUCUAUUAUUGGAGAGAGCGAUGAAUCUUCAAUGAAUUAUGUUUCACAAUGUAUUUAUUUUUAUUUUUGUAAUUGGUUGCUUGAAAAUAAAGUAAAUAAUAACGCGGUGCCAAAUGAUCCCAAUUUAAAUUCUACGAUAGCUAAUUUAAUAAAAGAACAUAUGCUUAUUAUUAAAAAUUUUGAUAAUCUUCGUGAAUAAUCUUUAUUAUUUUUCGAUUAAGAUUUGAUAUUUUAUUUUAACAAAAUAAAGAAUGAAGAUAUUAAAGAAAAAAUAAAGAAACUAUUUGAUCAACACAAUAUUACAAUAAAUAAAUUAUCUAAUAAUUAUUAGGGUUUGAGAAUUUUAGUACAACGUUUAUCAAUAACUUAUGAAAUGAAUGAAAUAUUAAAAUUUUUACAAAAUUUACUUAUUUCUGAAAAAUAUGAUUAAUUAAAUUAAAUUUUUGAUGAUCUUUUUUCUCUUUCGUUAACAUUGUUAUUUUAUUUUAACAGGGAAAGUGCGGAACAAUAAAUUUCAAUUGAUAUUCUGAAAUAAUAAGUAACAUAAUUUGAAAUGAAAAAUAGUAGUUUUUUUUUGGGAAUGUUUUUCAUUAUUUAUCACAUUUUAGGGGAAAUUAAAUAAAAAACAGAAAAAUACUAUAACGAAAAAUAAGAAUAAUUUAAAAAUAUUUCUGAUAAUUAGUUAAACUUGGAUUAGUUAAAACAAUUGGAAUAAGAAACAACUGAUUUAAUUACCAAAUCAAAACCAAUCGAAGAUGAUAUUUAUAGUUUAUUUUUGGAUAGAGAAGAAAAGCCGGUUGUCAGAAUCAAUAAUUUACCACCAGAAUUCAAAGAUCCAAAUGGAUUUGAAAUUAGAAUAACAAAACAAUAUGAUUAACUUUAUGUUGAUCCAGAAGAACAUCGAAUUGGAUUAUCUUUGAAUAAAAUACAGAUGGAUGAAAUCUCAAAUUGUAUUUUGAAAACAUUCAGAACCACGGAAUAAAAAAUAGAAUAAGAUGAUGAACAUGGAAAAGAGAACGAAUUAAAAAAACAAUUAAAAACAACGAAGAUUUUAGAAUGGAAUUUAAAACUGUGGAGUAUGACCAUCGGCUUGUUUGACCAGGUUAAUAAAAAUAUCAAUGAUUCCGAUGAUAUUACUAUUCAUUGUUUUGCACCAUUUAAUUUUGUUGAUACAAAAAAUUAAGAACUGAAUAUUAUUUUAUUAGAAAAGAAAAAUACUGAACUGUUGUGUAGAUUAAUAAAUGAUGAUAAUAUUGAAUUUCAACAAAGUUUAUUUAUUAGAUUUGUAACAGAAAAUACAAAAAAUACAGAAAAUACAGGAAAUAGUUUCGAUUGUUCAGAAGAAAAUAAGAAAAAGAUAUUUUGGUUUUUGUAAAAAUAUUAAUUUUUUAAUGUUGUUUCUAGAAACCUCAAAAGAAAAAACGAUGAUCUGAAAUUAUUCUUUUAAAAAAUUGCUGAUAAAUUUGAAUAAAAUAAUAUCACAAUAAGUUCCAGAUCUUCAUUCUUUGAUUAAUUUUAUGAUAUUCAACCAAAGAAAAAAUGGGAAGAUAGUGAUUAUUUUUUAAUUUUAAUAUUUAUGUUGAUAAAAAAAGAAAAUUAAGAAAAAGCAACAAUAAGAGAAUUUGAAUAAUUUGAUCAAAGUUGGAUCCAUUGGUUGAUUGAUAAUAUCGAUUUCUUAACAUAAUGA